Ambispora gerdemannii is the source of this 302-nucleotide messenger RNA. NCBI's taxonomy places the organism in Eukaryota, Fungi, Glomeromycota, Glomeromycetes, Archaeosporales, Ambisporaceae. The record is from the annotation of a GenBank genome assembly.
ACACUGGUAUAAAAGUGAAAAAAUGCAUGAUUUAGACUUGGAUAAACAAUCCUACAUGAUAAAUACUGAUGCAGCAGAACUACAUGAAGAAAUCUUUAAUCUUGCUCGGAAAGCAGUUUGGUCUGUGGUUGAGUUUGCCGAAGAAGAACAAAGAUUGGCCCAUACCAGACGGUCUCCGGUUAAGCAGUUUAAAAGUAGUACUGAAUCAUUACAAAUCAAAAGAAAAAAAUCUGGCGAAACUACACAAAACAAAUGUAGUAAAUGUGAGAUCGUUGGACAUUAUGCUCCGACUUGCAAGAAAG